AUGAAAAGUAAUGAUAUUGAGGAACUCUACAGCAAUCCAGAGAAACUCGGAUCAUUGAUUGAGUCAAUCGUAUCUGUUGAAGACUGGUUGAAAGUUCUCUCUGAAUUCUUCAAUGCCUACUAUUCACCAGACGAGGAUCCACCCACAAGAGAAAGUAUUCUAAAAUCACUGGUGUGUGGCGAGAAUGAAAAGGUAGAAGAAUAUAUGAACAGAUAUAUAUACGGGAUGUUUAAUGGUGAUCCAGGAUAUAUCUGGAAGUUAUGUGACGUAGAUAUGGCAGAAUGGAACAAUACAUUGAGAAAUAAUUACUAUUCUGAAUCAGACCUCUAUAAAGUUCAAAUGAUGUUUAACCAGGCUGUAGAAGAUAAAAUGGCGGAACAUGAUGACAAAGUGACCAGUAAAACUGUUUUAGAAAUGUUGGAGAAAUUGAACCUGGAUGGGCUAUUGAACAGCAGCUCCACAACAGAAGACUGGCUACGAAAUAGUCAAGACACUGGUCUUGAAGGGCUGAUGUAUGUGCUGGAAAUGAUUGCGGAAGAGGAUAUACUGAAAGACUUCAAGGCCAUGCUGCUGAUUAUUAUUGAAGUUCAAGAGUAUAUCAACACUAUGCUGGAAAAAUUUACAGAAAGUGAUCAGGAGUAA
Molecule: messenger RNA, 642 nt
Organism: Ruditapes philippinarum (Manila clam)
Lineage: Eukaryota; Metazoa; Mollusca; Bivalvia; Venerida; Veneridae
Exons: 6
Coding region: 1-642 (213 amino acids)
Source: RefSeq, a predicted model, not a curated record